This is a messenger RNA of Myripristis murdjan (pinecone soldierfish), 12400 nucleotides long. RefSeq names its product cadherin, EGF LAG seven-pass G-type receptor 3 (gene celsr3). Gene Ontology annotation, biological process: cell surface receptor signaling pathway; homophilic cell-cell adhesion; G protein-coupled receptor signaling pathway. Gene Ontology annotation, molecular function: G protein-coupled receptor activity; calcium ion binding. Gene Ontology annotation, cellular component: plasma membrane. The record is from RefSeq and is a predicted model, not a curated record. Lineage: Eukaryota; Metazoa; Chordata; Actinopteri; Holocentriformes; Holocentridae.
AUGGCUGCACCGCUACCGGGCUUCACCCCGCUCCUGCUCUCGCCUCUGGUACUCCACCUGCUUCUCCUCGGCCCUUUGUUCGCCCUCACACCGGGGACGGUAGCGACAAGAGGGGAUUCCUCCCGAUGGACCCCGGGCCGCUGCUACCGAGACGCCGGUAAAGUGAGCCAGCAGCAGCAGCGGCAGCAGCAGCCAGAGCAGCGCGGGGAACCGGGGGAGUCGGCGAGUAGCAGUUGGGAUCUACCCCUAAGCAGGUGGACCGUAGAGCGGAUACAGACUGAGGAAUGCCCGAGAGCGCAGCUCGGAGGAGGGCUGCGGGUUCGGGACCGCGGGGCGCAGGGAGGAUGUCGUCGGGAUGGAGAGAGGGGAACAUGGGGGGAGAGUCUGGAAGGAGUCGGGCCGUUUUGGAGGAGCGCAGACGGCCCUCCUCCUUCUCCUCCUCCCCGCCCAGGUAUUAGGAGCAGCUCUGACGGCGUCGGUGGAGGAGAAGGAGGGGAAAGAGAGGGGAGGUGGAAGGGCGUUGUUUCACUUCCCGCUUCACCUGUUUUCUCCUCCUCGCCGGUUCAAAACGGCAAAAAGCGGUUGGUACAAAGGACUAGAGCGUGCGCGCAGCGGUCGCCGGUUUUGAGACCACACCUCGCCGAGCGUGGCGCCGCCACAGCCUUUGUGCUCGCCUCUGGCCUGCACGGGGGACCCGGAAGUGCAGGGAGGAGAGGAGAAGAGGUGUGGGAGAGGCCUCUGGAGGUGAAAGGGCCCUCUCUUGCACUGUGCUCUCGUCACACUGAUUACAUUCAGUCUCAUCUAGGUUGCAGGAGCAACAGCAGCGUUUUGGAUGCUGAUGAGGAUCCAGCCGGUGAGGACAGGAGGGAUGGUAAUUGUUCUCAUUUGGGCAGGCACAAUGUUAUCGAUCCCAGCAGCAGCAGAGAGGGGGGUGAUGAUAGCUGUUUGACUGGGCGCAUUAGGAGCAGGCAGCAGGAGGAGGAGGAAAAGGGGCCUCGCCAGCCUCUCUUGUCCGGCACCUUCCUCACCCCCGAGGUGCCAGCGGGGGGAUCGCACAGGACUGCACCGGAAGGGUUUAACCCCGGUACCAGGGCGCACCGAUGUUGCUGUGGGCCCCGUUUUCAUGGUGAGGAAAGGGGGAGUAGGUAUUAUGCCAGAAUUACGGAUGAUGGGAGGAGAAGGGAGGAGAAUAAGAGAGGAAAGGAUGAAAGAGGAGGAGGGGUGAGCCACGGCAACAAAAACGUUAAUUUAACUAAUUAUCCGGAUAAUGAUUUGGCUUUUCCGACUCUUCCAAUCCAACAUAGGGCUGAUAAUGAGCUCCGGCAGGGGAAAUCAGAACCGGCAAACAGGGGGCAGAGCGCUCAAACCCGGGGAGAGAGCAGGGAGGCACCCGGUGGUUAUUUUGGCUGUUCGCACAGAAUAGAAAUGGGGGGUGGAUGUUUAGCCGACUUUAUGGGCCCCGAGAGACGUAUAGCACCAAGUAAUCUCAUCCACAUCCAAUUUCCCCUCAGCAGCAUCACACAGACGCCUGGCCAAUGUUUUCUAUCCAACAAAGGCGUCGCUUCUGAAAUCGCAUCAAAAUACCCAAGCCCACUGCUCAUUACGCCCGCCCAAACACGGCCAGAAGAUUACACAGUGACUGAAAAACUCCCCGCAUCUCUGUGUGUAUCUGCUGAAAUCGUAAACGCAACUUCUGAGCCAGAGCAAGAGCAUGCCGGUGACUCAGGCUUUUUCACGCCUGCCAAGUUUCCCGUUGCACGUCCCGGUUUCAAAACAGCCUCUGCGCGCUCCGCUAGAGAAAACGAGCCCCGUCUCCUUACUCAUCCUGAUCACAUUACAGCAAACCACCCCUCUUUUUUCUCGGAAAUCAACCUGACCAUGAAGUCCGAUGAGUCACGUCCACCGCUGUUAUUGGUUUCCUUGCCCUCUGCAGAGGACGUGAUUUCAGCACCGAGCGCACGGCGGACAGCUCCUCCCGCGGAAACCCCUUCCAACUCCCCGCGUGCGUUUCUGUGGAGUAAAUUCAACACCAACAGUAAUAACAACAAUGGAGAGGGAGGCAGCAAGGGGUUAAAGGGAUAUAAUUACGAUUCUGAAAUGGGGGAAUCGUCAUGGGAUGGCCAGACACAGCAGCAGCGCCUAUGGGAGAGUGCACCGGGAGAGUUGGGCCAUGCUGGGUGCGUUGACAGCGACUGCUCAGUCGCUGAGCAAGGGGGGCUCACACAUAUGCAAUUAAAAUCCGGUAAGCAAGUGCCACUAGAGCCCGAAGGUGUCAGUCAGUCAGAUAGGCGGCAGAUGGGGGCCGAGGUGGAGGGUGUAAGAGGGGGAGAGGGCUUGGAGGGGUCCUCUGCUGUUGCUGCUGCUGUUGGGGGAGGAAAAUUACAGGUGGGGGAGGGGGAGAGAGAGAGCAGAGAUGCGCUGCUGGUGGGAGAGAAAGAGGCAGGGGGAGAAGGAGCAGAAGAGGUGGAGGAGUGGGAGAGGGAAGAGGGAAUGACAAAGGAGAGCCAGACAGAGGCGAGUGUAUUGAGCGAGAGAGAGGGAGAGGUGGAGAGGAGCGAGGCAGAGGGAGGGAAGGGUCAGGAGAGGGGCAGUAGCACGACUAGCGUCACACAGAGCAAGAGAGGAGGGAGGAUAGACAGCCAGGCAGAUGAAAGCCAAGAGGGAGGAGAGGGGGAUGAGAAAGAAGAGGGGGAGGAGGAGAGGCGUAGUUCAAGGGGAGAGAGGAGCCUGGAACGACUGAUAAUAGUGGCGGAUGGUGAAACCUUGCAGGAAGAAAGGGAUAGGGAGGUUUUGAUGCCGUGGCCUCGUGCUCGUCGCGCUGCCAACCGGCAUCCCCAUUUCUCUCAGUAUAACUACCAGGUGCAGGUAGCUGAGAACCAGCCGCCCAGCACCUCCGUCAUGGCCAUGUCUGCCACAGACCCAGAUGCAGGAGAAGCAGGCAGAGUUAGCUACACCAUGGCCCCGCUAAUGAACAGUCGAUCAUCUGAUUACUUCUUUAUCCAUCCAGAAACAGGCCUCAUCACCACCACUCAGAUUCUAGACCGAGAGCACAUGGACCUGCAUUACUUCCGGGUCACGGCGACUGAUUAUGGCUCCCCUCGCCUCUCUGGCACCACAAUGGUGGCCAUCACUGUUUCAGACCGUAAUGACCACUCUCCUGUAUUUGAGCAGAGUGAGUACAGGGAAACGAUUAGAGAGAAUGUAGAGGAGGGGUAUCCUAUCUUACAGCUCAGAGCAACAGACUUAGACUCCCCAUCCAAUGCCAAUAUCCGAUACCGGUUCGUUGGUGACACAGCUGCAGUGGCACGAGCAGCCUUUGAGAUUGACCCGCGCUCUGGGCUCAUUACAACCCGUGGAGGUGUUGACCGAGAAACCAAUGAGCACUACACCCUCCAGGUGGAGGCCAGUGACCAGGGGAAAGAACCAGGCCCACGCUCCGCCACUGUCAAAGUCUUUAUCACUGUCCUGGAUGAGAACGACAAUGUGCCGCAGUUCAGUGAGAAACGCUACGUGGUGGCAGUCAAAGAGGAUGUGAGGCCGCACUCGGAGAUCCUACGUGUGAGCGCCACAGACAGAGACAAGGACAGUAACGCUGCUGUUCACUACAACAUCAUCAGCGGUAACAGCCGCGGACAGUUCUCCAUUGACAGCGUGACUGGGGAGAUCCAGGUUGUGGCACCACUGGACUUUGAGGCUGAACGGGAAUAUACUCUCCGUGUCCGUGCACAGGACAAUGGCCGGCCGCCGCUCUCCAACAACACCGGCAUUGUCAGUGUGCAGAUAACAGAUGUCAAUGAUAACCCACCAAUCUUUGUCUCCACGCCAUUUCAGGCAUCCGUGCUCGAGAGCGCCCCAGUUGGGAGUUCCAUCCUUCACAUUCAGGCCAUUGAUACUGAUUCUGGUGACAACGCCCGGUUGGAAUACCGGCUAACUGGCACCAGCUCUGACACACCGUUCGUCAUCAACUCUGCCACCGGCUGGGUCACAGUGAGCUCCAUUCUUGACCGGGAGUCGGUGGAGCACUAUUUCUUUGGGGUGGAGGCCAGGGACUAUGGAAUGCCUCCUCUUUCGGCUACAGCGAGCGUUACGAUCACUGUGAUGGACGUUAAUGAUAACCGCCCUGAGUUCCUCCAGAAGGAGUACUUUGUCCGUCUGAAUGAGGACGCGGCGGUCGGCACCAGUGUGGUGAGCGUCACAGCCGUGGACCGUGACGUCAAUAGUGCCGUAACCUAUCAGAUUACAGGAGGGAACACCAGAAACAGAUUUGCCAUCAGCACGGCAGGAGGGGCUGGACUGCUCUCUUUGGCCCUGCCGUUGGACUACAAACAGGAGCGUCGCUAUGUUCUUACGGUCACUGCUUCAGACCGAACGCUCCACGACACUUGCCAGGUUCAUGUUAACAUCACAGAUGCCAACACACACCGCCCCGUGUUCCAGAGCGCCCACUAUUCUGUUAGUGUGAAUGAGGACCGUCCGCCUGGAAGUACUGUUGUUGUCAUUAGUGCCACUGAUGACGAUGUGGGUGAAAACGCUCGUAUCACAUAUUUCCUAGAGGACAAUAUCCCACAAUUCCGCAUUGACCCCGCCACAGGGGCCAUAACGCUCCAGGCGGAGCUAGACUAUGAGGACCAGAUGACUUACACUUUGGCUAUUACAGCUAAAGACAAUGGCAUACCCCAGAAAUCUGACACCACGUAUGUUGAGGUGAAUGUGAAUGAUGUGAAUGACAACGCUCCUCAGUUCCUAAGUCCCAGAUAUCAAGGAACGGUGAGUGAAGAUGCUCCCCCCUUCACCAGCGUCCUCCAAAUCUCUGCCACAGACCGGGACGCACACGCCAAUGGGCGCGUCCAGUACACCUUCCAAAAUGGCGAGGAUGGGGAUGGGGAUUUCACAAUAGAGCCCACAUCCGGCAUUGUCCGAACCGUCCGCCGUUUGGACCGGGAGAGCGUACCAUUCUACGAACUCACUGCUUAUGCUGUGGACCGCGGCGUACCCCCUCAACGAACCCCAGUCCACAUCCAGGUGACAGUUCUAGAUGUGAAUGACAAUGCCCCUGUGUUCCCUGCUGAUGACUUUGAGGUUUUAGUGAAGGAGAACAGUGCCGUGGGUUCUGUGGUGGCCCAGAUUACCGCCACCGACCCGGAUGAGGGUGCCAAUGCCCAGAUAAUGUACCAGAUCGUGGAGGGGAAUAUCCCCGAGAUCUUCCAGAUGGACAUCUUCUCAGGAGAGCUCACCUCGCUGAUCGAUCUUGAUUACGAGGCCCGCAACGAGUACGUCAUCGUGGUGCAGGCCACCUCAGCGCCUCUUGUCAGCCGGGCCACUGUCCGGAUCCGGCUGGUUGACCAGAACGACAACCGGCCCACUUUGCGGGACUUCCAGAUCAUUUUCAAUAACUUUGUGUCAAAUCGGUCCAAUAGUUUCCCCAGUGGAGUAAUUGGGAAAGUGCCGGCCCAUGACCCUGAUGUGUCAGACCGGCUGUACUACACCAUCGACAGGGGAAACGAGCUGCACCUGCUGCUCCUGAAUCACACCAGCGGAGAAAUACGACUGAGCCGAAAACUAGAUAACAACAGGGCGCUGGUGGCUCCCAUGCUGAUCACCGUCACAGACGGCGUCCACAGCAUUUCCGCUCAGUGCGUCCUCCGCGUCCUCAUCAUCACCGAGGACAUGCUGGGCAGCAGCGUCACCGUCCGCCUCCAGAACAUGUCGCAGGAGCACUUCCUGUCGCCGCUGCUCGGUCACUUCCUGGAGGGCGUGUCGGCGGUGCUUUCGGUUCCCGUCGAGGACGUUUUCAUCUUCAACAUCCAGCCGGACCAGGACGCGGCGCCGGGGGGCGUGGCCAUCCUCAACGUCAGCUUCUCGGCGGCGCUGCCGGGCGGACACUUCUUCCCCUCCGAGGCCCUGGAGGAGCAGCUGUACCUGAACAGGCCGAGGCUGACGUCGCUGGCGCAGAUGGAGGUCCUCCCGUUCGACGACAACGUGUGUCUUCGCGAGCCCUGCCAGAACUACAUGAAGUGCAUCUCGGUGCUGCGCUUCAACAGCUCCGCCCCCUUCAUCUCCUCGCCCUCCAUCCUGUUCCGGCCCAUCCACCCCAUCGCCGGGCUGCGCUGCCGCUGUCCCGCCGGCUUCACGGGAGACUACUGCGAGACGGAGAUCAACCUGUGCUACUCCAACCCGUGUCUGAACGGAGGGGUGUGUGCCCGCAGGGAGGGCGGCUACACCUGCAUCUGCCGCGAAGACUACACCGGUGAGCGAUGUGAGUUUAACCGGCGGCAGGGCAGGUGUGUCCCGGGCGUGUGUCGUAAUGGCGGGACGUGUCGGGAGCUGUCCAGCGGGGGGUUCCGCUGCGAGUGCCCGGCGGGCGGCUACGAGCGGCCGUACUGCACCGUCACCGCCCGCUCCUUCCCGCCCAAGUCCUUCGUCAUGUUCCGGGGCCUCCGGCAGAGAUUUCACCUCUCCAUCUCGCUCAGUUUUGCCACCCUGGAGAACAGUGGCCUGCUUUUCUACAACGGACGCUUCAACGAGAAACACGACUUCAUCGCUUUGGAGAUCCAGGAUGGCCAAGUGGUGCUCAAGUACUCCACAGGUGAAUCGUCCACUCAGGUGAGCCCCUUCCUGCCCGGGGGUGUGAGCGACGGCAACUGGCACACAGUCCACAUCCACUACUACAACAAGGUGAGCGCAUUCAGAGUGUGUGUGUCCACAUGUGUGUGUCCACAUGUGUGUACUAAGUGGCUUAAAAUGGAGCCGAAGCGCAGUGUGAGCGGCGAGGCCCAGGGUCCGUCGGACGAGAAGGUUGCCGUGGUGAGCGUCGACGACUGUGACACGGCCGUGUCGCUUCGCUUCGGCACGCAGCUCGGAAAUUACAGCUGCGCCGCGCAGGGGAAGCAGACCAGCAGCAAGAAGUCCCUGGAUCUGACCGGUCCGCUGUUUCUGGGCGGGGUUCCCAACGUGCCCGACAACUUCCCCUUCGGUACCCGGGAGUUUAUUGGCUGCAUGAAGGAGCUGCACAUCGACAGCAAGCAGCUGGACUUGGCAGGAUUCAUCGCCAACAACGGCACUCUCCCCGGCUGCAGCGCCAAGCUCCCCUUCUGCAAGUCCAACCCCUGUCAGAAUGGAGGAACCUGCAGUGUGAGCUGGGAGACUUUCUCCUGCGACUGCCCGCUCGGGUUCGGAGGCAAAGACUGCAGCCACGUGAUGCCACACCCCCACCGCUUCCUGGGGAACAGCGCCCUCUGGUGGGACCUGAAGAACGACGUGACCAUCUCCACCCCCUGGUACCUGGGCCUCGUGUUCAGAACCAGAGCCAGAGAGGGGACGCUGCUGCAGGCACAGGCGGGGCAGUACACCAGCCUGGUGUUCCAGGUGAUAAACGGUCAGCUGGUGUUCUCUGUGACCCGGGGGUCCACCAGGCCGGUGCGGCUGCGCUUGGAUCAGGUUCAGGUGGCGGACGGCCGGUGGCACGACCUCCAGCUGGAGCUGCGAGACGUUCGCAGCGGCCGCGAGACGCGUUACGUCGCCACGCUGCGGCUCGACUUCGGCCUGUUUCAGGGAACGGUGAUAGUGGGGAACGAGAUUCAUGGUUUGAAGGUGAAACAUCUGCACGUGGGAGGAGUGCUGGGCGCUGGGGAGGUGCAGAACGGGAUCAGAGGAUGCAUACAGGGUGUUCGGUUGGGCGUGCGGCCGGAUGCCCCGCCCCUGCCCCGCCCGUCGAGAGCGGUCAAGGUGGAGACCGGCUGCAACGUCGGCAACCCCUGUGUGUCCUCCCCUUGCCCCGCCCACAGCCGCUGCUCUGACCAAUGGGAGCGUCACACCUGCAUCUGCGAGCCAGGUUACUAUGGGAGAGGCUGCACCGACGCCUGCCAGCUGAAUCCGUGUGAAAACGAAGCUCAGUGCCACAGGAAACCGAGCUCUUCCCACGGGUACAUCUGUGACUGUGGAGACAACCACUACGGGCAGUACUGCCAGCACAGGAUUGACCACCAGUGCCCCAGGGGUUGGUGGGGGUCUCCAACCUGCGGACCCUGCCACUGCGACGCCAGUAAAGGUUUUGACCCCGACUGCAACAAGACCAGUGGACUCUGUCACUGCAAGGAGUUCCACUACCGUCCACGGGGCAGCGACACCUGCCUGCCAUGCGACUGCUACCCGGUCGGCUCCUUCUCCCGGUCAUGUGACCCGGAGUCCGGCCAGUGCCAGUGCAGGCCCGGCGUGAUCGGCCGGCAGUGCAACGCAUGUGACAACCCCUUCGCCGAGGUCACCAACUCCGGCUGCGAUGUCAUCUAUGACGGCUGUCCUAAGACCAUCACCCUGGGGAUCUGGUGGCCACGGACCAAGUUCAACCUUCCUGCCGCAGUGCCCUGCCCUAAAGGCUCCGUUGGUGCAGCCAUAAGACACUGUGACGUGGAGAGAGGAUGGCUGGAGCCCGAUCUCUACAACUGCACCUCCCCUCCGUUCGUGGAGCUCAACGCUGCCCUGGAGUCCCUGGAGCGUAACGAGACGGAGCUGAGCACCAUCAUGGAGAAGAAGCUGGCCCACCAGCUCCGCGACGUCACCGAAGCGACGGCCCGUCUCUAUGGCAACGACUUGCAGAUCGCAGAGCGGCUGCUGUCCCGCCUCCUGACCUUCGAGACCCAACAGAGCGGCUUUGGACUCACCGCGACUCAGGACGCACACUUCAACGAGAACGUCGUGCGGGGCUGCAGUGUGUUGUUGGGUCCCGGGACCGCCGGGCUGUGGCGAGUGCUGGCCCAGAGUCAGAACCACCUGCAGGGCGGCGGCCCGGCCGGGCUGGCCGAGCUGCUGGAGCAGUACGCCCAGACGCUGGCCCAGAACAUGAAACUCACCUACCUCAACCCUGUGGCGCUGGUCGCUCCCAGUAUAGUGAUGAACCUGGACCGUGUGGAGAACCACACCCAUGUGCGGAGGCGAUUCCCACGCUAUCACACCCCCCUGUUUCGGGGUCAGGCUCUGUGGGACCCCCACACCCACGUGGUGCUGCCCCCUGCUGCCCUGGUGCCACAACGACAGCAACAGCAGCACAGCUGGAAGGAGAAGGAGCGGACCGAGAAAGACGCUCCGCCGCCGCAGAACGCCGCGACCGCCCCCGUCAGCAUCUCAGCCAAUCAGACGGGAGAAUACAUCUCGGCCAGGCGCACCGUUUCGAUGCCCGAGCAGCCCAUCACCAUCGUCAUCAUGCUGAUCUAUCGCAGUCUGGGCGCCGCCCUCCCGCCCAAGUACCACACAGACAGACGAGGAGUCAGGCUGCCGCGACACCCAGUGAUGAACUCCCCGGUGGUCAGUGUGUCCGUCUACAACAACCAGACGUUUGUGGCCGGGCACCUGGAGCAGCCCCUCCUGCUGGAGUUCAAGUUACUGGAGACGGCCAAUCGCAGCAAGCCGCUGUGCGUGCAGUGGAACCACAGCAGCCCGUAUGAAACGGGAGGCUGCUGGACGGUGCGGGACUGCAUGGUGGUUUAUAGAAACACCUCUCACGUCCGCUGUCAGUGCCAGAGACUGGGAACCUUCGGGGUGUUGAUGGACAGUUCGCAGAGGGAGCAGCUGGAGGGGGAUCUGGAGACGCUGGCCCUGGUCACCUACUCCUCCCUGUGCGUCUCCAUGCUGGCUCUCCUCCUCACCGUCUUCGUGCUCUCCUGCCUGCGAGGCCUCAAGUCCAACACCAGGAGCAUCCACUCCAACACAGCGGCGGCCAUGUUCCUGUCUGAGCUGGUGUUCCUGCUGGGCGUCAACCAGACGGAGCAACAGUUCCUGUGCACGGUCGUCGCCAUCCUGCUGCACUACUUCUUCAUGUCGACGUUCGCCUGGAUGUUUGUGGAGGGGCUUCACAUCUACCGCAUGCAGACGGAGCAGCGCAACAUCAACUUCGGAGCCAUGAGGUUCUACUACGCCAUUGGCUGGGGCGUGCCCGCGAUAAUCACAGGCCUGGCGGUGGGUCUGGACCCAGAGGGUUACGGGAACCCGGACUUCUGCUGGAUCUCCAUCUAUGACAAGCUCAUCUGGAGUUUCGCCGGUCCCAUCGCCAUCGUCAUACUGAUGAAUGGGGGGAUGUUCCUGAUUGUAGCCAAGAUGUCCUGCAACCCCUCGCAGAAGGAGACCAAGAAGCUUCCUGUCAUUGCCACUAUCCGCAGUGCCUUCCUGCUGUUGCUGGUCGCCACCUCCACCUGGCUGUGUGGUCUGAUGGCUGUGAAUAACAGCAUCCUGGCUUUCCACUACAUCUUCGACGUCCUCUGUCUCGUACAGGGUCUGUCGGUGUUUCUGGUGUUCACCGUGCUGAACGCAGAGGUUCAGGAGGCCUGGAGAGUCGUCUGUCUGGAAAAGAGUCCUGGAGAAGACCCACCGAGACCGCCACAGAACACGGCUCAGAACCCCUACAACAACGCAUCUCUUUUGGAGCAGAGUGGGCUGCACCGCAUCACAUUAGGAACCUCCACAAUUUCCUCUGUCAGCUCUGCUAGAGAAAAUCUUUUGGCUCGCCAGACUCUUGAACAAAACAUCGGUCACACAGGAGCUACAGACUUGGAUGUUGCCAUGUUCCACAGAGAUGGAGGUGAGGACUCGGACUCGGACUCAGACCUCUCCCUAGAGGAGGAACGCAGUCUCUCCAUCCCGUCCUCGGAGAGCGAGGACAACGUCCGUCUCCGCGGCCGCAUCCAGCGGCGCUUCAAACGCUCCAAUCACAGCGAGCGUCUGCUCACUGAGCCCGCCCACAACGGCACCAAAGACCUGGACGGCAAUGACCUGCUGUCCUAUUGGCCGGCCUUGGAGGAGUGCGAGGCUCACACCCUGCAGAAGUGGGGCUCAGAGCGUCCCCUGGGGGCGGAUUACACCAAGGACGCCGCCAACAACAACCAGCCGGACGCAGCGCUGACUAGUGGCGACGAGAACAGCCUCACCCAGCCAAACAGGCACCGCAAGGGUAUCCUGAAGAAUCGGAUCGGCUGUCCCCCGGCCCUCCAGGGCCUCUCCACCAUGGGUCGGGUCCCCAGUGAGCUCAACUGGUACCGAACCUCUACUCUGGGCCACCGGGGCGUCCCUGCAGCCUCUUACGGUCGCAUGUACUCCGCCACGGGGGCCGUCGGUGCCGGCACAGGCUCCCUGUCGCAGCCGGCCUCCCGUUACUCCUCGCGGGAGCACCUGGACUCUCUGGCCCGGAGGCAGCUGUCCAGGGAUCCGCUGGGGAGGCAAACGGUCGGGGGUUCGAGGGACCGGCUGGACUCCCGGGGCUCCAGGGACAACCUGGAUCUCUUACCCAGGAGGAGGGAGCUGGGGCUGGGGCAGGGUGUGGGGCUGGGGGCCUUGGGGGUGGAUCAUCAACGCGUCUCAUCAUCCAGGGAGAACUUGACGGGUUCCAGGGACAGACUGGACCACCAUUACCACCCUGGCAGCGUGCACACCUCUCGGGAGGACUUGAGCGGGAACGGGGGCGUUGUCGGAGCGGGGGUGGAGGGCUACCUCGGGGGGUCGAGAUCCCAGCUGAACACGCUGACCCGACGGCAGGCCUCCUCGCGGGAGCACCUCGGCGGGGCGCUGAUCAGUAGCAGGUCCAGAGAGCAGCUGGAGACCAACGGGGUGGCGUCCCAGCCGCAGCCCUGCAGGGAGUGGCUGCGCACGCUGCCGCCCCGCCAGCCCUCGCACCCCGACCAGCCGCCCCCCUCCUCUCCACCUCCCCCCAUCUCCGAGGAGCCCCAGCAGGAGCUCCCCCCGUCGGCCCGCGUCAGAGGACGGCUGGACUCCGCGCCUCCAUGUAGGUACCCCGGUCAAAGUGCCGCAGGUUCAAAUCCAAACCCUCUGAGCCGUCAACCGUCCAGCGAGCACCUGGAUAUUCUCUCCUCCAUCUUGGCGUCAUUCAGUUCCUCCGUCCUGACUCCUCCCCCCGCUGCCUCUAACCCGGGGCCUAAUGGCUCCGCCCACGGACCCUCACCCUCCCCACCCCACUCCGCCACAUCCCACAGCAUAUCUGAGGUCUCCCCCGACUCCGAAGCCAACAGAAGCGAAGGACAGUCUUGAUGACAGCCUCCCAUAAUGCAUUGGGCCUGUGCUCGGGUGGCCAGGGACAAGGUCAAAGGUUACGGAGGACCCUGAACCACUGGUGCACCCCGGGACACCGGAGGACUAGAGACAAAACCGGGCCGCAGGAGACGGAGACGUGGGAAGAGGAUUCUAGUGGGUAGAUUGUACAAAUUGAGUUUUUCCGGUCCCGCUGCUCACAAAAAUCCGCGCCGGUUCUUCGGACUUGGACAGUUGCUGAGUCGACCACAAGUACUACCUAAAACCCAUCAAGGAUGAACACAAACUCCUCAGAUUUCAACACAAACACAAAAAAAAUCAGCCUGAUCCGGAAAAGAUCCAUCCAUACGGGGAAAAAAAAAAAAAAAAAAAA